Messenger RNA from Phragmites australis (common reed), 1157 nucleotides. RefSeq names its product LOB domain-containing protein 38-like. The record is from RefSeq and is a predicted model, not a curated record. NCBI's taxonomy places the organism in Eukaryota, Viridiplantae, Streptophyta, Magnoliopsida, Poales, Poaceae. Gene Ontology annotation, biological process: regulation of gene expression. The transcript is spliced from 2 exons. The coding region runs from base 244 to 855 and encodes 203 amino acids.
CCACACCCUCACCUCCCGGUCACCGCACCAGGCCUCUGUAACCCUGGUCCGAAACCUAGUUAGCUGACCAUGGUUGGAUACUUCCGUUCAGCUCCUGCAGGGCUCUGCUGCUGCGCCUAUUUAUCUCUCUCCCUGGCUGCGGACAUGCCGUUCUCUUCGUUCCGGUUGUAUCGUGACAGUGUAGGUAUCUCUAUAGGCUAGUGGGCGCUGUUGUAUGAGGUAGGCAGUGUGAUCGAGGUGGGUAUGAGCUGCAACGGGUGCCGGGUGCUACGCAAGGGCUGCAGCGAGGGCUGCGUGCUGCGCCCGUGCCUCCAGUGGAUCGACGCCGCCGACGCGCAGGGCCACGCCACCGUUUUCGUCGCCAAGUUCUUUGGCCGGGCCGGCCUCCUCUCCUUCAUCUCCGCCGUCCCUGACGCGGAGCGACCUGCGUUGUUCCAGUCGCUGCUGUACGAGGCGGCGGGGCGGACCAUCAACCCGGUCAACGGCGCGGUGGGGUUGCUCGGGGCCGGGAACUGGCAUCUUUGCCAGGCUGCCGUCGAGACCGUGAUGCGGGGAGGCACCAUCGGCCCGCUGCCGGAGCUUGGCGGGGGCUGCGGCACCGGGAGCGGGGACUUCUACGGUACCGACAAGCGCACCGGCGGGUGGUCGACAUUCUCCACAGCGAAGCGGGUGCGGAAGGCCGAGACGCCAGCGCCAUCGUGCGACCUCGGGCUGUGCCUGAGCCCCGGGUCGCUGGCGGCGGCGUGGGAGAGGAAGGCGCUGCUGCGGCCGGGGACGCCGUCCAUGUACUCUGACGAGUCCGUGACCACGACUGGCGGUGAGAAGGAGCCGGUGCUGCUCAACCUUUUUGCCUGAGGCCGCCCGUCGUGGCCAGCAAAUCCUAAUCCAUGCGUGCGCGGGUUCGGUGUUUCUUAACCACCGUGUGGUGCACCGUGCAUCCCGACGGCGAAGUAUUACUUAUUUUUUUCCUCGCCGGCGAGGCUAUUUUCUUGCUUCCCUAAAUUUUGUUGUGUAGUAGUAGAAAAGAAAUUAGCAGGCGGCCUGGACGGCCCCGUUUGCGUGGGCGAGAUGACAACGCCGGUGGCCACAACCAGUAACCAUUUUUCUUUUGUUCCUUCGAAUUAUAUAAAUAAAACUAAACUGAGUUCGAUCUUUUA